AUGAUAAAUAAUGAUGCUUUGGGUGGAAUUGAAGCAACGUUGAUGGCAGUAAAUGGCAUGGCAGAAGUAUUCAAUGCCACUUAUCAUGCUAUUUAUAACUCUUUAGAAACAAUCUUCAAUGUUUUGGAAGAAUUGACCAGAUUAAAGACAAAGAUACGUCACAUGGUGCCCUUACUGGCAUUAUGGAAUUGGUUAAGAUAUAUAUGGCGAUUUUUGCUGAGUUGUUUGAAAUUAAGAAAAAAAAACAGUGAUGAUAUGGAAGUGGUGUGGAUGGGAUUUCGAAAUAUAUCAAAAAUCAGUCAAACCAGAGUUCUUGUAGAGCAGCGACACUCCUUACACAAUGCUUCGUCAGUCAAAUUUCGCUUGUUUUCAUCUUUAAUUGUUUGGUUGAUUGCAUUGGGUGUUCCUUACUUAGUAUAUCAAUUGCUGACUGAAAUGAAAUUUCAAGUUAGUGAGUCCAUAAAAUGGAAAUCACAACGGGACCAAUACUAUGAAGCAGUGGCAAGUUUUUUUAAGAACUCGUUGUUCAAGUUCUGCAACUUGUCUUAUGGUGAUACAUUAUAUAUUGCUCCGAAAGAAUAUCAACCACGAAAACCUGGUUACAUUUUGGCGUGUAUAAAAGAUGGUUCCAAAAUUGGGUUAGUUCCGAUUAAAAAAGUUCGUUUGAUUAAACAUGUCAGUGGCAUACCACUGGUUUUUAACAAACGAUGCGAUACUGAGUUCAGAAGAUCGGUGCAUGAUUCAGAAAAGCAUUUGUCUGAUUGA
This is a messenger RNA of Thelazia callipaeda (thelaziosis nematode), 765 nucleotides long. The record is from the annotation of a GenBank genome assembly. Lineage: Eukaryota; Metazoa; Nematoda; Chromadorea; Rhabditida; Thelaziidae.